Daucus carota subsp. sativus is the source of this 423-nucleotide messenger RNA. RefSeq lists its product as uncharacterized. The transcript is spliced from 3 exons. Bases 1 to 423 code for a protein of 140 amino acids. The record is from RefSeq and is a predicted model, not a curated record. NCBI's taxonomy places the organism in Eukaryota, Viridiplantae, Streptophyta, Magnoliopsida, Apiales, Apiaceae.
AUGUGUAUAUCAACUUCUACAAAUUACAGAGAAGCAUUAACGAGCGGUGGUUAUAAAAGUGGGUUGGGCUGGUUAGAACAGUGGGCUGGAUCACAGGAAUUAGUGAAAACUUGCAGAAACUGCCUAAAAUCUCCAGAUAUAUUCCAGAAACUGCUCAGAAUCUCCAGAUCUGUUCACAUUUUCGAUUCAGAUGGUGGUGACGGUGGUGGAGAUGGUGGAGGUGAAGGUGGAGAUGGGGGAAGGAUGAUUGUAGCGGAGAGAAAUAAUGGAGGUGGAGAUGGAGGUGAUGGUUAUGGAGGGGGCGGGCAGCAUAGAGGUGGUGAUGGUUAUGGAGGAGGCGACGACGGAGGUGGUGGUAGUGGCGGAUGUAGACGUGGGUUGGUGAAGAUGGAGGUGGGGUUGGUGAAGUGGAGGUGGAGAUGA